Molecule: messenger RNA, 1647 nt
Organism: Pollicipes pollicipes
Lineage: Eukaryota; Metazoa; Arthropoda; Thecostraca; Pollicipedomorpha; Pollicipedidae
Product: 3-oxoacyl-[acyl-carrier-protein] synthase, mitochondrial-like
Exons: 6
Coding region: 1-1647 (548 amino acids)
Biological process (GO): fatty acid biosynthetic process
Cellular component (GO): mitochondrion
Molecular function (GO): 3-oxoacyl-[acyl-carrier-protein] synthase activity
Source: RefSeq, a predicted model, not a curated record
AUGGGGGAAGGACUGGGCGAAAGGCGACUGGAGACGUCCGACCCGGGCUCCGCCACAGACGCGUCCGUCAUGGAGAGCCAAAAAUACUCGGCCUUAUAUAUGGGCCGCGCGGUGGUGAGCAGCGGCUACAGCAAACACCUCAUCCCGUGGGUCGUCAAGGAGGUUGUCAAGCAGGCCAGGUACGACCAGAAGACCUGCGGGCCGCCGCGGUGGCGCUGGCGGUACCGGCGGUUAGACGGUCCGGUGGCGGCCGCUGGCUGUCAGAAGCACACAUGCACGGACAGCACUGCGCCCGGCUGUGGGGCUGGCAGCCUGCCAGCCGGCCAGCAGCUCCGACCCUUCAAACCAUUCGAGCCUGAUAAAUCGGCCAUGAAAGUGGCGUCGGCUGAGCCGACCGGCCCCGGCCCUGGUCGGGCCGGCUGCGCGUCCCCGGCGCGCGUGGACCAGCGGCUGCCACGGGACCGGGUCGCCGCCGCCGCCAAUCAGGGCGCUGGACGACGGCUGCUGCGCGGAGAGGUCGGCACGGUGCCGGUGAGCGGGCCCGAGUACGAGCAGUCGCGCUCACGGGUGGCGGCGCUCGUCCCGCGCGGCGCCGGGCCGGGCCGGCUUGACAUGGCGGCGCGCUUCACCGAGGCCGAGCGGCGCGUCAUGUCACCGGCCGUGCGGUACGCCCUGCUGGCCGCCCAGGAGGCCGAGCGAACCGGCGUGGUGGUCGGCGUCAACAUGACGGACACGCUGGAGAUCCUGGCCACGUCCGAGCAGUACCAGGCGGCCGGCGCCAGCGGCAUCGGUCGCCACUUUAUCCCGCGCAUUUCGCUCAACAUCGCCGCUGGCCAGCUCAGCAUGCGCUACAACUGCCGCGGCCCCGUGCACACCUGCUCCAAUGCCUGCGCCACCGGCAGCCACGCCGUCGGCGACGCCUUCCGCUUCAUCCGAGACGGCUACGCGGACGCCAUGUUGGCCGGCGCCACUGACGCCAACGUGUUCCCCAUGGCGAUGGCCGGCUUCUCCCGGCUGGGCGCGCUCAGUACCAGCUACAACGGGCAGCCAGCGCGCGCAUCGCGGCCGUUCGACGCGGCGCGCGACGGCUUCGUGCUGGGCGAGGGCGCCGCCGUGCUGGUGCUGGAAUCUCUGGAGCACGCACGCGCGCGCGGCGCCAGCAUCGUGGCCGAGGUGCUCGGUUUCGGGCUCUGCUCGGAUGCCUUCCACGCCACGGCGCCGCGGCCGGACGGCGACGGCGCGCGGCGCGCCAUGGCGCUGGUCCUGCGCGACGCCGGCGUGCCGCGCGACGAGGUCACGCACGUCAACGCGCACGCUACCGCCACGCCGAUCGGCGACGGCAUCGAGGCACGCGUGCUGCGCGACAGCAUGCCGCACGCGCCGGCGGUGUCGGCCAUCAAGGGCGCACUGGGCCACAUGAUGGCCGCGUCCGGCGCCGUGGAGGCGGCCAUCACGGCUCUGAGUUGUCUGCACGGCCGCGUGCCGCCCAUCGCCAACCUGACGCGGCCCGACGUGGACGGCGUCGACUACGUGCGCGAGGAGGCGCGCGUCUGGCGCGUUGACGGCGGCCGCCGCGUCGCUCUCUCCAACUCAUUCGGCUUCGGCUGCGUGAACGCCGCGCUGUGCAUGGCUGAGUUUGUGGACUGA